Molecule: messenger RNA, 1180 nt
Organism: Parus major (Great Tit)
Lineage: Eukaryota; Metazoa; Chordata; Aves; Passeriformes; Paridae
Product: zinc finger protein 239-like
Exons: 1
Biological process (GO): negative regulation of transcription by RNA polymerase II
Molecular function (GO): DNA-binding transcription repressor activity, RNA polymerase II-specific
Source: RefSeq, a predicted model, not a curated record
GGUGCUCUGAGGAGGAAAGACCCACCCUGAGGCGGGAAGGUGGCCAGAGAUGUGGCCAGAGCUCUGAGCUGGUGGUCCAUGAGAAGCUCCAGGAUGGGGAGAGGCCCCACCAGUGCUUGGAGUGUGGGAGGAGUUUCUUCACAAGGUCCCGCCUGCUCCGCCACCAGAUGAUCCACACGGGGGAACGGCCCUAUGAGUGUGGGGAAUGUGGGAAGAGCUUCAGAGACACCUCGGAUCUGCUCCGCCACCAGACCGUCCACACCGGGGAGCGUCCCUAUGAAUGUGGGGAAUGUGGGAAGAGCUUCAGCGUCAGCUCCCACCUGACCGUCCACCAGAGGAUCCACACCGGGGCACGGCCCUACGAAUGUGGGGAAUGUGGGAAGAGCUUCAGCAUCAGCUCCAGUUUGAUCCGCCACCGGAUGAUCCACACCGGGGAACGGCCCUACCAGUGUGAGCAAUGUGGGAAGGGCUUCAGGAAGAGCUCCCACCUGGUCAGGCACCAGAUGACCCACACUGGGGUGCGACCCUAUGUGUGUAGGGAGUGUGGGAAGGGCUUCCGUGACAGCACUGACCUGAUCAUCCACCAGUCAAUUCACACCGGGGAAUGUCCCUACAAGUGCUCAGAGUGUGGGAAGAGCUUCACCCAGCGCUCCACCCUGAUCCUCCACCAGAGGGUCCACACCGGGGAGAGGCCCUACAAGUGCUCAGAGUGUGGGAAGAGCUUCGCCCAGAGCUCCUACCUGAACAUCCACCAGAAGAUCCACACCAGGGAGACGCCCUACAAGUGCUCACAAUGUGAGAAGAGCUUCGUCUAUCGCUCCAGGCUUAUCGCCCACCAGCGCACCCACAGCACGGAGGGACCCUAACAGUGUCCCCAGUGUGGGCAGAGCUUCUCCCAGAGCUCUACCGUGAGCCAAGAGCAAGGGAGGCCCCGGUAAGGGAAGCCCUGCGCGUGCCCCGCGUGCGGGAAGAGCUUCGUGCGCUGCCCCAGCUCCAUCCUCCUCUGGAUUGUUAGAAAUACACUCGAGAGAGUGUUAAAAUUGCUUAAAGAAAAGUUUUAUUAAUUAUAGCAAGCAAGAUAAUAAGCAAAUCACAGCGCGCUGGCGGCCAAAAAGUAACCCACUUCUGGCCGUGUCUCCGUGCCCCCCCGCAUUCCUUUUUAUCUGUUCGGCUCUUCUGC